This is a messenger RNA of Episyrphus balteatus (marmalade hoverfly), 1323 nucleotides long. RefSeq names its product putative nuclease HARBI1. The coding region runs from base 108 to 1184 and encodes 358 amino acids. Lineage: Eukaryota; Metazoa; Arthropoda; Insecta; Diptera; Syrphidae. The transcript is spliced from 5 exons. The record is from RefSeq and is a predicted model, not a curated record.
CACAUUUUUUUUUUUGAAAUCGGUCUUCGAAUACAAAAUAAACAAAUAAAAUAUAAAAUUACUUUUUUAAAAACAUUCACAAAUGAAGAAAUUAAAAAACAUUUAAAAUGUUUACUAGUGUAUAUUUCUUCCUAAGUAGCUCCGACGAAAGUGAAUGUGAUGAAAGAGUUGAAAGAAAAUUGCUUCGAGAAAAAAGCGAUCCACUUUCAUUGCCAGAAAAUAUAUUUAUACAAAGAUUUCGACUUAACAAAGAAGCAUUCAGAUAUGUUCUUGAAAAAUUGAAACUUCCCUAUAAAACUGCCAAUGCAGUCCCGCCAAUACUCCAACUGGCUUGUACACUUUCUUUGCUCGGAAGUGGCGGCUAUCAUAAAAAAAUUGGCAGCGACUAUUUAUUUCCAUUAGCCCAGAGCACAAUGUCCAAAGCGUCGUCAAUAACUUUAGAGAAAAUGGAAGAUAUUUUAUGCUUUGAACAUAUCAAAUUCGACAUCGAAAACAAUUUCACAGCCUGCAAAGAAUUCUUUGCAAAAAAAUAUGCAUUACCAGGAGUUAUUGGAUGUGUAGAUUCUACACACAUUUCUCUUUCGAGACCGGUAAAAAACGAGAAGACGUACGUCAACAAGAAUGGAAUACAUAGCUUAAAUGCCAUGAUAAUUUGUGACCAUGAACUAAAAAUCAAUGCAAUUAACUGUCGCAAUGGGGGAACAGUAACUGAUGCAUUUGUAUGGACUCAUUGCGAUGAACGGGAAUACCUUGAGGAACAAUUUGUUUUAAACGAAAAUCAGGAUCAAGAUUGUUGGCUCCUAGGUGAUGCUGCUUAUUCACUGGAGCCUUGGUGUAUUACACCUUAUCGAAAUGCUGCACCUGGUUCACCAGAGGAACGUUUUAACAAAGUUCAUUCUGAAGCAUAUUCUAUAACACAAAAGACAAUAAAAAUAUUGAAAAACCGUUGGCAAAUUCUAUUGGGACAACAUGAGAAGCUAUCUAGAUAUGAUCCAGAAAGAAUGGCCAGAUUUAUAAAUGUUUGUGCUGCUUUGCAUAAUAUAUGUAUUAAGUUUAAGGUUCCAUUUUUAAACAAAGAAGUGAAGGAAUUGGAAGAAAUUACAGAAAUUGCAGAGGAACAAAAUAAUAACUACAUUGAAGUUGCCAAAGCAAUACGUGAUCAGAUUUGUUCAACUUUAAAAUAAAUUUGUUUAUUUUUGUAAAGUAUUAUUUAUUAUUUUUUGUUGUAAGAACACAUCGCAUUAGUAUCUAAUGUGAAGAGAAAAAUAUGUAUAAAUCUUUAUGUUUAUAAAAAUUGAAUUAUUAAAAUAUUGUUUCGCUAAA